AUGAGACGACUCGCUUUCUCAGUUUCUAGAAAGCUGUGCCUGUGUCUCCCUCCGUUUGCUCACCCCCAGCCGGUGAAGAAUCAGGGCCAGUUCCAUCUCUCCGGGACCCCAAGGAACAGCGAUUGCUCGCUGGACAUCAGAGAUGUGCAGAGGAUCGACAGCGGUUCUUACUUUUUCAGGAUUGAAAAAGACUCCUUCAAGUGGAAUGACUACAAGAAUCAGCUCUCUGUGCAGGUGACAGCCCUCACUCACACCCCCAACAUCGACAUUCCACAAAUGCUGGAGCUUGGCCUUCCUAGCAACGUGACAUGCUCUGUGCCCUGGGCCUGUGAGCGGGGGACACCUCCUAUCUUCUCCUGGAUGACAACUGUCCUCGCAUCUCUGGGCCCCAGGACCACCCUCUCCUCAGUGCUGACCCUCACACCCAGGUUCCAGGACCAUGGCACCAACCUCAUCUGCCAAGUGGCCUUCCCUGGAGUCAGUGUGACUGUUCAAAAGACUGUCCAGAUCAAUGUCUCCUGGAUAUCAGGGCCCCUGGCAGAGGUGGUUCUCGUGGCCAUCGGGGAGGUGACUAUCAAAUUCCUGUCAACUACCAAAUUCCUGCGUCUUGGGAUCUGCUUCUUCUUCCUCAGAAAGUCCAGGAGUUCAACAUUUGUUCGGUCCAUGAGGCUGGAUGGCUGGAUGUCUCAGAUGAUCUUCAGUAUACACUGACAUCCCAAAGAAGUAGGCUCUGAUACCCAUGAAGGAAAGGACUUGCCAAGCAGAGUGAGAGCAAGCAGGCAAAGGGCAAGAGCUUUUUUCUUCCAUGUCCGUUUUAGAGAGUGCCACCAGAAGGUGUGGCCCAGAUUGGAGGUAGAUCUCCCCAUCUUGAUAGAUCUGGAUUUAGAGUGGGUCUUUCCACCUUAAAUGAGUCAAUCAAGAAAAAUCCUCAACAGUAGUGGCCAGCCACUUGGCUUAAUUCCAACAGCCUUCACAGGAAGAAGGCUGUCUCCCAUGGCUGGGUCCUGCCAUCUGGGUGUUUAGCUCCCUCCCAGCCACCCUUACAGCCCAUGACUGGGGCUCAGGGGAGGUGACUGCUGUACCUGGUCUCCUUCAUGCCCACAUUGAAAGCUCUGGUCUCAUCACUCAGCGUAAAAUCCCAGAGGAAGAAAGUAGAGAGGCCAGCAACACAGGUGGACCACGCGAAAACUGCCAUGGGUUAGUCUCUCAGGUGAGUGAUGUGGAAGCCGCCCAGCACUGGUGUCCCUCGGAACUCUUUCCUGUGAUGGACCAGGUAUGGCCUGGCUUAGCAUGGCCACUGGUGACCCGCUACCCUCCUCCCAUGGUGCUCCUGGAUCAGCAGCUCCAUCUCUUUCCAGAACUAGCUGGGAAUCUCUGCUGUCGCCUCUCUGAACCCCUCACCCCAUAUCCCAUACUGACCCCGUUAUCCACCCAACCUUGAUCAUCCCUGAACUUUAUCUUCCCCUGGCCACUGACUCUUUCUCACCUCCUGCCUCUGUAGCAGGGCCCCAGAACCUAGUAUACCUGACUCCAUGAUGGGACUACCAUUCAGGUCAUAAAACUCAGCACAUCGUCAGCACCACCUACCAAAAUUAAAACAAAGAUCUAAUCUAUCAAAGUCCAUAGAUCUAGGAAAGUUUCUAAAGGUGCUAACGUUGCCUUUUAGCCUCUGCAAUUCUGCUUCUGGCUAACUGUUCUUGUUAACCAAGGUAUGUCAACCAAGAACAGUGUUUUGGGGCUUAAAGGCUCACACUGAGAAUGUCUUGAUGCUGCACUGGGAUUCUGAACACCAAGUGUAGUCUCUGGUCAACUAAUAUAGAUUUUUUUUUCUUAGUUUAAACCAAGUAGUCUGCUCUAGAAGGUAUCCCCACAACAUUUCUGGAAGUUCUACCAAGAUUCCCAGAGACCAGACUUUGAGAUACUGGGGGUCUCAGGGCCACCCCUCGAAAUGAGAAAGAGUGUGGUGGCCAAAGAGCUCCUAGAGGGUACACAAACUGAGUUCUAGGUCCGCAAGACUCUCUUGCAUUAGUUACUGCCUAACACUUCAGAGAAACUGGACACAUCCACUCCAAAAUGAAACCAAUGAGAGUGAGAAUCCCCUGGCUUGAGACCUGUGGUCCUCUUGUUGGAGAUCCAAAUCCAUUUGUCUCUGUCAGGUUGCCCAGAGAAAUAUCCCACCUCACUCCUGAAAAAACAAUCUCACCUGUCUGCCCCAUUCCAGGACUGAGAGUACUUGCUUGUUUUGUUGCUUGACUCCUGCUCAGUGUUGGUCCCUGUGGGGAGAUGUGUCUCAUCCAAAACACCUGCCAUUUAAUGCACAAGGAAAGAGAAUAUACUUUCCAGGUGAGCAUUCCCUCUGCUCUGUGCCUGCUCUAAGCAGCCCUAAAGAAGGGGGAAGUUCCCCCUGGAUGAGCCCCAAGGAAAAGAGAAAGCUCUGUUCCUUUCUCUUUCAUGAUUUAUGUCUUCUUUUCAAUUAGUGAUCUGUAUAGUUGGAAAACACCCUUCUCUGAGAAAAGUAAAAAACCCAACCCUGGGCCAGGCUGGGGGAUCAAUGCCAGACAGUGCAUCUGGGCAAAACAGAUUUUUCCCUUAUGACCAACACUGUCCAAGGAAACUUUAAACAAUUUCCACUAGGUUCUUUUUAAAAGAAUUAAAGACAAGUGCUAAAAAGAUUUCUCUCAUCACCUAGUUGGCUCCAGAUAUUAGAAAAAACUUAUAAAAGUUUUAAAAUGCUAAAAAUAUAAAUAGGUCCCAGUUGCAGCAGGUAGCUCAAAAGGUGUUUGACAACAAACAACUGAUUGGGGUGAGACUUUAGUGUAAACCAAAAACCACUGUCACCUUCUCUGUAAUGAGACUCAGUUAGACUAACAGACACCCGGCAAAAUUGUGGUGUCUUACCCUCCUAGCUGCAAGUUCUGCCUCCAGUCAAAAGAUACAGUGGAUUAUUUCUCAGAUUGAAGACAAAGAUUCCUGAGGUUAUGGGUGGAAAUCAACUCCCAGGACUGACCCAACACCAGGUUCCUAAAAUUGUUCAGCUAACCAGUUCAACUACUCCAGAUUAUAAACAAUACCCAAUGACCCUGGAAACGAAAAGGGAAAUUGCAGUCCAUGUUGCCUGGCUUGGAGAGACGGGCAUCCUGGUGUCCUUUCUAGUUACCCUGGAAUACACCUCUCCUACCUGUGAUGAAACCUGAGACCUCUGGUUCUCAUGAGUCUGAUUCUUCUAGAAAAUCAAGUGUACACUGUCUUAGACCUUAGCCUCCCACUGGCAGAGGUGAGUCAACCAUGUUUGCUUUUACGCAGACAGACCUAGAGGAGUGUUACAGCAGGCAGUAUACUUGGACCAGGUUGUCCCAAGGAUUUAAAGACACGAAAUGUAUUCCUCCUUCCCUUCUAUCAGGGAUUUCCUAGGAAAAUAUAUCGUAAGGGGGCCACUGAGGGGCUGCCGCAAGAGUUACAUUGUGCUAGUGAACACCAACUAAGAAAGCCCAGCUCCACGCAUAAGAGGCUGCCGAUCUUGAGUCCCAGUUGAGGGCAGGCAAAGGGAGCCUGUCUCAUAGUAAGAUGCUGCCAUCCUUCAGAUCCCAGCUCCGAAGACUGAGACAGGCUUGAGAGUCACUAAGCGCAUCUGGGUAUUUCUGCUUCUGGAUGCCAGAGUCUAUGGAAAUAGCAAGGGCUCUCUCUACACACCAGCACAAAGAGGGGCACUCAUUGAGCCCCAAACCUGAACUGAGACCUAAAAAAAUACAUUUGAGACUUAUGAAACAUUCCUGAUGUCUGCUAUAGCCCUAGCUCUUCCAGAUGUCUCAAAAGAUUUUCCAUCUGUUUGCCCACAAACAAAAGACAUUACAAAAGAGGUCUUAACCCACACUAUGGGACCACGAAAAUCUUGCUGUCCAAUGAAUGGCAUGAAGAGUAGAGGGGUCUUCUUGAUACUCUGAUGACAUACCCCAACCCAGUGUUGCUUGAGACUCCUUGAUUAAGAAGAAACAGACGGUUCAAACCAAAAGGUUGAUGGAGGACAACAGAGGGAAAUAGCAUUCUUCCAGAAACAAUUGGUGGGACCCUGGGACUGACCUUUAUUAGGCUACUUGCCUGAGAUUCACAGAGCAGAGUUGCUCAGACCAGCUAGGUUGUUAUAGCUAGCUCAGGAUGCCUCAGCCAGAUUACAAUCUUGUGCCUAAGUAGAUCCACCAACACUGGGAUGCUCUGAGAAUACUGACUUCACAGUGAUCUGGCAUGCCAGGGGCAUAUAAGAAUACUUGCUGGUUUUUAUAGAAACAAGCCAUCUUCUCUGGGUGGGUAAAUGCAUUCCCCACCUGGGCUGAAACUGCUCAGAUAGUAAGUAGAAGCUUAAAAGCCCCUCCAAAGACUGGUUGCCUGAUUUGGCCUACUCCUAGCCAAUGGGACCUGACAGUAGCCAGGCUUUCAAAGCCAAAACUUCUCUGUUAAUAGCUAAAGCUUUCAAAAUACACUGAAAACUUCAUUGUGCCUAUAGAACUCAAAGUCCUGGGAAGGUAGAAAAAAAAUAGGAUGUUACAAAAAAAAUAAAACUAUAAUGAAACUGUCUUGAGAGUCCAGAGAAGGGUGGAUAGACCUCUUUCUUUGGCUUUAGACCUGCUGUACCCCAUUAGGAAGGAAUUUACCCAUGAGACGAUAUUUGGAAGACCUCCUCCACUGCUUCCCAGGCCCAGAGACCAGCAGUUGGCAGAACCCUCCAACCAUUUUUUUUCUAAAGUCACAACAGAACCUCCAGUCCUCCAAAAAUUGUAUUUGCUGGGCUAUCUGAGAGACCCAACUGACCUCAAAGUACCAGUUUCUCCUUGCUGGAGUCUGUUGAUACUCUUUAGUUCUAGCAGGUAGCCAAAGGGGCACUGGAACCACUUAGAAAUGACCCUACAAAGAGAUUCUCUCCAUUCCUGUGGCUGUGAAGGUAGCUGGCAUUACACAACAGAUUCACCACACCCAGGUCAAGUAAGUAGAAGUCAUGGACGAUGAUGCCAACUGGACUGUCUCUGGACUAUGGACACAUUAAAACUAAGGUUUCGUUGGGCCCCAGGCCUUUUCACUCCCUGCCCCUCUACCUCCUCCUGAGUCUUAUGCUUUGUUCUGUGGGUAUGAAGGGUAUGAGUAUAGAGUUAUGGUCUGACCCCCCACGGGCCUCAGGUCUCGACCUAGGACUGAGAAAGACAGAUACAGGAUAUGUCUUGGCUAGUUGACUAUAGGCCAGCAAACUAUAUUCAUCUGACCUUUGCUCGCUGAUCCCCACUUUAUUGAAUUGAAUUGGUUAUAUUGAAACAAAGCAAAGAUAUGGGGGAUUAUCUUUUAAGAUAGAAAUACUGAGUUUACAAUUCUAUGCAUGCUCUAAGGCUGGGCCCCUUAGGUGCCAGGAACAAAGGUUUUUCCAAUUCAAAAACUGUAGUUAGAAAAACCUGAAAAAUCCUUUUAAAAGAUUCCAGUCUUUGGAAAACUUGGGGGAUCACUCUAAGCCGUAGGAAGGGACCCUGGGAAUAGAGUUAUUCAUUCCCAGCCAGAAAUCAGCCAGGAUUGCUAGUUAUGCUUAGAUACCCAGCUCCCAUACUACAUAGGAACUAA
Molecule: messenger RNA, 5595 nt
Organism: Myodes glareolus (Bank vole)
Lineage: Eukaryota; Metazoa; Chordata; Mammalia; Rodentia; Cricetidae
Source: RefSeq, a predicted model, not a curated record